AUGUCUCAAGCUAGUCAAGUCCCAGAACAGUUUUCAGGAUAUGCUGCUCAUGAUGAAAAGGCCGGCAAAGCUCUCGAGGUUAAGCCGUACAAGUACACCCCACAGAAAUGGAACGAAGCUCUAAUCGAUCUCAAGGUCACCCAUUGUAGCAUCUGUGGCUCUUGUUUGCAUACCCUCCAAAACCAGUGGCCAGUUCCGAUCAAUUAUCCCGCAAUCUGCGGACACGAGAUCGUCGGUACGGUCGCCAAGGCAGGCAAGGAAAGUGGGCACAAAGUUGGCUCUCGAGUAGGCAUUGGUGGUCAAGCUGGUGCUUGUGGCUCGUGCCAUCAUUGUAAAUCGGGUAUGGAGAACUUUUGCGAGAAGGGUUUGAUAGGCACUUACCAGGGAAAAUGGGCGGAUGGAUCAAUGUCUCAAGGUGGCUAUGCGGAUUAUGUGCGCGUUCAAGGUAAAUUCGCCAUCGAAAUUCCAAAGGAACUCUCAUCUGAGACUGCGGCCCCAAUGAUGUGUGCUGGAAUAACCACGUAUAAUCCUAUCAAAACCGGAGGUGCCGGGCCAGGUAAGAAGGUGGCCAUCGUUGGUGUUGGCGGUUUAGGGCAUUUCGCCAUACAGUGGGCUAAGGCCUUGGGAGCCGACGUGUUUGCAAUCAGUCACUCAGAUUCUAAGAGGGAGGAUGCUGAGAAAUUGGGUGUCAAAAAGGAGAACUUUAUUGUCUCGAAGGACCCUGAAGAGACCGCUAAGGAAUGGGAAAACUCGUUUGAUUUGAUUCUUUGCACGAGCAAUCAACGCGAGUUACCAGUCGAUAAAAUUUUCUUCCCACUGCUCAAGCCCCAUGGCCGUCUAACACUCGUUGGGUUACCAGAAGAGAACAUUCCGACCUUCUCUGGUUUUGCAUUGAUUGGAAAGGGGAUCAGUUUCGGCGGUAGCUUGAUUGGCCCACCGGAAAUGAUAAAAGAGAUGUUGGAUGUUGCUGUCAAACACAAUGUCAAAUCUUGGACUACCUCUCACCCGAUGCAAGAGGUUGGGCAGAAGCUCAAAGACAUGGAGGCUGGCCGAGCUCGUUACCGGUUUGUAAUGACUAAUUGAGGCCUAUCACGGCAAGCAAGAAUCGAAAUUCAUACAUUCUUAAAAGUUCAGAUUUAUAGCUCAAC
Messenger RNA from Puccinia graminis f. sp. tritici CRL 75-36-700-3, 1148 nucleotides. RefSeq lists its product as uncharacterized. The coding region runs from base 1 to 1083 and encodes 360 amino acids. The record is from RefSeq and is a predicted model, not a curated record. Lineage: Eukaryota; Fungi; Basidiomycota; Pucciniomycetes; Pucciniales; Pucciniaceae. Gene Ontology annotation, molecular function: alcohol dehydrogenase (NADP+) activity; zinc ion binding. Gene Ontology annotation, biological process: alcohol metabolic process. The transcript has 10 exons.